Messenger RNA from Zeugodacus cucurbitae (melon fly), 1192 nucleotides. RefSeq lists its product as uncharacterized. The record is from RefSeq and is a predicted model, not a curated record. Lineage: Eukaryota; Metazoa; Arthropoda; Insecta; Diptera; Tephritidae. Bases 109 to 615 code for a protein of 168 amino acids. The transcript is spliced from 3 exons.
ACCAACAGUUAACUUGGUACUUUAAGUCAAAUAAAAUUUGUACAAACUUUUUGGAACUCAAAUAAUUUAGUCACGAAAUAUAUAUAUUUUUUAGAAAUAAAAAAGAAUAUGUUGGCGAGAAUCAUUAAAAGUGGCAUUUUGGGUGCACAACAAAAUUUCCCCAGUAUUUGCGCCAAUCGCCUCUUCACCAACGAAUACAGCGCGCACAUACCAGGCGGUGGUCUUGAGAAAUUAUCUGGCUGCUUUAAGGAGGAAAGCUACUUCAAUCUGAACGACCUGAAGCUUUUGCUCAAAAUGCGCGAACAGACGCUACGCGGCGCCGGUUAUGACACCACCGAAAUGAAUAGCGUGAUCGAAGAGAUCGAAGAGCUCCGUCCACUGACGGAGGCACAUCGUCAGCAGAGUUUUAUGAACAAGCAUAAGAACUCCAUGGAGGAGCUGUAUUUUCUAACCGAGGAAUCGAUGAAUUUGCGUCGGCUCGAACAAAAAAUGCAAAUAGAAGCCGAGCAGAAGUUGCGUGAAGAUAUGGCUUUGGAAAGAAGUCAACGCGCCACACAGUUUUCAAAUCAAGUGGAGGCAAUGGCUAAUUUGCGCAGUAUCCGAUAUCCGAAGUGAACCAAUUUUUUUUCUUUUCAAAAUUUUAUUUUUAUUUAUUUAUUUAUUCGAACAAACGAAAAAAUUAAGCAACAAAAUACUAUUUUUUUUUGGUACACAACAGUUUAUAUGCAAGUUGGCUUUUUUAAAUUUUUUUCGUUUUUUUUUUUUGUUUUGUACAAUAUUUUUUUAUUUUUGAACAUUUUUUCGAGAACUAUGUACGUUCGCUUCCGGAAGAAAAUGUGGGGAAUUUAAAAAAGCCCAACUGCGCAGAGUUGCACGUAUUAACACGCACACGUACACGCACACACAAUCACAUUCACGCACAAGCGUAAGCUAAUAUUGUAAUUAUAACGGUAAACCUCAGGUGUUGUUGUUGUAUGCAUGUAGGUAUAAUAUGAAGACUCACAUAUAAACGUGUAAAAAUCGGAUAGGACAUAUAAGUUAAUCCAUGUGUGUAUAUGUUUUAGACUUGCAUAUGUGACCCAAGUGCGCCAUUUUUUAUAUGUAUGUCAAAUUACAAUUGAACACAUAUAUUUCUGAUAUUUUGCCUUCAAUAAUUGAAGUAUUAAACUUAAACGAUUGCCAAAAGAAACAA